This is a messenger RNA of Helobdella robusta, 1294 nucleotides long. RefSeq lists its product as hypothetical. The transcript is spliced from 3 exons. The annotation marks the transcript as partial. The record is from RefSeq and is a predicted model, not a curated record. NCBI's taxonomy places the organism in Eukaryota, Metazoa, Annelida, Clitellata, Rhynchobdellida, Glossiphoniidae.
AUGGGAGACCCUGGACAGGUUGGAAGUCAAGGUCAGGUUGGUCCGCCUGGCAUCCAGGGUCCACGAGGUGAUACCGGCUCAACUGGAAAUAUUGGUCAACCUGGUGCUACUGGUCCACAAGGAGCAACAGGCGAAGCAGGAACGAAAGGUCAGCAAGGUAAUAGAGGUGAUCCUGGUCCUAGAGGUGAUCCAGGUCAAGCAGGGCAACAAGGAGCAAAAGGACCUCAGGGAGCUACAGGUGCACAAGGUCAGCCUGGACCUAUAGGUCCAUCAGGUCAAUCGGGUCAGCCAGGAAGUGAUGCUGGACCCAAAGGGCCGAAAGGCUCAAAUGGUUUGUCAGGAGCACCUGGACCUCAAGGCUUGCAAGGGGAUCCUGGCAUACCUGGACCAAUUGGACCGGCUGGACCCAUGGGACCUGCGGGUCAAGCUGGACCACCAGGAACUGGAUUUCAAGGACCACAAGGACCUCAAGGUCCUAAAGGAGAACCAGGACCAGUUGGACCUGCCGGCCCAAUCGGUUCACAAGGACCGGCCGGACCUAAAGGUGAUGUUGGACCCCAAGGUCCCACGGGACAGCCUGGGCCAAUCGGACCCCCUGGUUUAACGGGUAAUCCUGGGGCCACUGGAGCGUCAGGUCCUAUUGGAGAUGUCGGUUUAUCUGGACCUGCUGGUCCAAUAGGACCUCAAGGAAAUACAGGUGAUAUUGGUCCCGCGGGUAAUCAAGGUCCUCAAGGUCCACCAGGACCUCCUGGAUCUACAGGACUAAUUGGUCCCAAAGGUGAUAGGGGAGAUCCUGGUCCACAAGGUCCUAAAGGAGUUGCCGGAGCUAUUGGUGCAACCGGUUUGCCUGGACCUAAAGGAGAUGUUGGGCAACUUGGUCCACCAGGGUCAACUGGAGCCACUGGGCCAAUUGGACCAAAAGGUGACACUGGGCCAAUAGGACCGUCAGGUGAUAUUGGACCAGCAGGACCACAAGGACCGUUUGGAAACACUGGUCCGCAGGGGCCAAUUGGACCACAAGGACCAAUUGGACCACGAGGAGAUAAUGGGGAUCCGGGAGAUACUGGAAACAUAGGACCUUUGGGUCCAGUAGGGCCUCUUGGACCAGUUGGACAACCAGGACCCGGUGGGCCACGUGGGGAUACAGGAUUAGCCGGACCAAUUGGACCACCCGGGCAGCAAGGCCCCAUUGGACCACAAGGAUCAAGAGGUCCACCUGGACCAGAUGGUGAUAUUGGACCUUUGGGACCUUUCGGAUCUCCUGGUCCAAGAGGACCUCAAGGAGCAAGAGGUG